AUGGAAUUCAUACGUUGCACGUUCUCACAUUCGACUCGAGCACACGUGCUCCAGAUCGCGUCUCCAGUACCGACUAAGCACUGGAGCAAAUUCGACGCCAUCCUAGAAUGGAAGGAGCAGACAUCGCAGGCAUUCGACGUUGGUUCCUGCGACGACGAGCGGAUCGUGCUUCCACCUAUGCGUGCCCUAGACGCAACUUUGCGCGAGGAUAAACGACGACGCGACUGGACCACCUACCGCAAGGUAGUCGAGGCCGAUCCUAAUACCACCGUCGCGCCCCCUUGGCCUCCAUUCGCUCCUCCUCCGCGCUUCCCUUCCCCCGAGCUGGAAGAUUCACCUCCAAUAUUCGAGUCGUCGACAUCUACCUAUUCUGACACCGCUAGCUGCCACGGCCUGUCACCCGCGAAUGGAGAAUUUGGCGGGUAUGCACGGUGGAAAUACGUUCUUGAGAGGUUCACCCCCGCAAGCCCUCCGUCGACCUGUGAACACGCGGAUGGAGAACACACCUCGGUCUCCGAAUCUUCCUCCCCGCGUACGCUCUCAGAUACCACUGGUACAACAGCGUCGUCCAGCCUUACCUCAGACACACUCUCCGAAAACGCCGAGGAAAUGAGCGCAGCUGCUGCGGUACAGCACACGUCGGACACGCACGGCAGCGGUGCUGGAAACACAGAUGACCUUGCGGUUUGCAUCGCGCAGAUGCUGCUCGAGUGCAGGGAGGAAGCCGAGCUGAAGCCGAGCGCGGAAGCGUUCUUCGAGGAGGACGCAUUGGCCGAUGGGGAUAUAUACGACCACGAGUUGGAAGAGGAGAUCCGUGAAAGGGCAGCGAUCGCGCAGGAGCUGAACUGGAUGCUCAUGGGGGUGCUGCCGAUGGGGUGA
Molecule: messenger RNA, 879 nt
Organism: Dichomitus squalens LYAD-421 SS1
Lineage: Eukaryota; Fungi; Basidiomycota; Agaricomycetes; Polyporales; Polyporaceae
Exons: 2
Coding region: 1-879 (292 amino acids)
Source: RefSeq, a predicted model, not a curated record